AUGAUUAUUACAAUUACAGUAGCAAUAGGUUUAAAUUCGUCCGAGGUGUCAUCAACGUUAAUCGCUGGCAUAGGAACGUUAUUAAAAGAUGAUGAUCUGCAAAAGUUUAUGCAUACGAUAGAUGAUAUUCAAAGAAGGAUGCAGUGUUGUGGUUUUGCUGGAAAUCACACGGAGUGGAUGCAGAAAAAAAUAAUUCACUAUUAUGAUCCGAUCGAGGAUGAAUUGAAAAUAAUGCUAGAUCAGGGUGAUAUUUGGAAAUCACAAAAUGAUGAAGAAAAAAUGAAUUCAGCUCCUUUGUCUUGUUGCUCGAACACCAAAAGGCAUUGCUCCAAAGAAAAAAUGCACCAACAAGGUUGCUUCAAUAAAUUAAGCACAAAUAUUAUCUGGCUAAUGGAUUCAAUAGGUAUAGCUCUAGUAGUGAAGUUGAUGCUUUCUGUGUUGCAAGAAGUAAUAUUUGCAUAUGUUGUAAUCGGUAUCACUACAGCAAAUUCUGCUAUUACAGUAAUUAUUUCUUAA
This is a messenger RNA of Brugia pahangi, 516 nucleotides long. The record is from the annotation of a GenBank genome assembly. Lineage: Eukaryota; Metazoa; Nematoda; Chromadorea; Rhabditida; Onchocercidae.